Messenger RNA from Protobothrops mucrosquamatus (brown spotted pit viper), 2496 nucleotides. It is a transcript of the gene ZBTB7A, whose product is annotated as zinc finger and BTB domain containing 7A. NCBI's taxonomy places the organism in Eukaryota, Metazoa, Chordata, Lepidosauria, Squamata, Viperidae. Gene Ontology annotation, molecular function: DNA-binding transcription factor activity, RNA polymerase II-specific; RNA polymerase II cis-regulatory region sequence-specific DNA binding; protein binding. The record is from RefSeq and is a predicted model, not a curated record. Bases 1 to 1626 code for a protein of 541 amino acids. The transcript has 2 exons. Gene Ontology annotation, biological process: regulation of transcription by RNA polymerase II.
AUGGAGGGUGGCGUAGAUGGCCCCAUUGGCAUCCCCUUCCCCGACCACAGCAGCGACAUCUUGAGCAGCCUGAACGAACAGAGAAACAACGGGCUCCUCUGCGACGUGGUGAUCCUGGUGGACGGGCAGGAGUUCCCCACCCACCGCUCGGUCUUGGCGGCCUGCAGCCAAUACUUCAAGAAGCUUUUCACCUCAGGGCUGGUGGUUGACCAGCAGAACGUGUACGAGAUAGACUUUGUGAGCGGGGACGCCCUCUCGGCCUUGCUGGAAUUCGCCUACACCGCCACUCUGACCGUCAGCACUUCGAACGUCAGCGAGAUCCUCAAUGCCGCCAAGCUGCUAGAGAUCGAGGCGGUGAGGGAGGUCUGCACGGAUCUCCUGGACAGGAAGAUUCUGGCCAAAACGGACCAGAUGGAUACAGUAGAUCAAAUUGAUCAAAGGAACCAUCUCCGAGCAAAAGAAUACCUGGAGUUUUUCCAGAGUAAUCCCAUCAACGGCCAACAGGGCACCUUUUCAUGGACCAACCACGACUUGCGAGACCUUCAGAGGCUCACCUUCCGUGGCCGAGAGGAGGACGAAGAGCCGGAAUGCAACGGCAUGGACUUCUACUCGCAGGCCGCUCUCAGUGACAGACCAAAGGCAAAUGACUGUGAUCCCGACGCCAAGCACGCCAUGUGGGACGAGGACGAGGUGACGGGCCAGGCACCCUUGUUCCCCGCCGCUCAAAACGGACAGUUCGGUGGACGUAGCCUGCCGGUGUCCGUGGGGGAGGACGACGGGCCAGCCGGCAUUCCGUUGGACCAGCAGGAGGCGGGCGAUUCUCCGGCGUUUGCUUCCGGCGGAGCCGAGCGAGAGGAGGACUCGCGGGAAGUGGACGGCUUGGCCGCCAGCGCGCUCCUGCAGCAAAUGAUCAAUUCGGUGGGACGGCAGCAGUUGGCCGACGAGGACCGCAAGGACGACGACGGAGUCAUGGAUUAUUACUUGAAUUAUUUUAGCACUUCCCAGGAGGGCGGCGAAUAUCCAUCCUGGUCUCAGAAGGUGGAGAAGAAAAUCCGUGCAAAAGCAUUCCAGAAAUGUCCCAUCUGCGAGAAAGUCAUCCAAGGAGCCGGCAAGCUCCCGCGCCAUAUUCGAACCCACACGGGAGAGAAGCCGUACGAGUGUAACAUUUGCAAAGUUCGGUUUACAAGGCAAGACAAGCUGAAGGUCCACAUGAGGAAACACACCGGGGAGAAGCCCUACUUGUGCCAGCAAUGCGGCGCCGCCUUCGCCCACAAUUACGACCUGAAAAACCACAUGCGCGUUCACACGGGCCUGCGCCCGUACCAGUGCGAGAGCUGCUUCAAGACUUUUGUCCGAUCCGACCACUUGCAUCGGCACCUUAAGAAAGAUGGCUGCAACGGCAUCCCUUCCCGCAGGGGGCGCAAACCCCGGGUGAGAGAAGCGGCCGUCGUCGCCCCGGUCCCGAGUUCGAAUCCCGACGACAGCAGCAGCCUGGCGGGGGGCGAGGAGGCCGAGGAGACGCAGGGGCCCGCCGCGCCCCAGGACGAGUUAGAAGAGCACUUUGAAGAGAGUUCGAACGCCAACGAGGCGUCGGGAAGUUUGAAUGUAGCUGGGGGAAUUGUCUGAGGGUAUUAAAAAAAAAAAAAAAAAAAACCACGAGGACUUUCCUAAACCAAAAAGAAAGAAAGAAAGAAAAAAAAAAGUGUCACAAAAUCUAGUUAUAACUUUCCUCCGGUUCCUCUUGAGAAAAAAAAAAAGUAUAUAUAUAUAUAUGGUUUCCUCACUUUUUUUUUUGGGACAAAAAGCAAAAAAAAACCCCACAAAUAAGUCAGAAUAGCCUUAUAGGUGUAUAAUGUAUCUCUGUGAUCUUCCCGUUCGAUUAUAAACUCUCGUUAGCCAUGGAUGAAAGGAGACCACCCAGCGAUCAAGGUUUUGAGCCAGAGGUCGGGGUGGGGGGUGGGGAGAGUACGUGUGGAGAGAAGAGGUCUGCAAAACAUGAAACGAAGCUUCCAGAAUUUUAGUUUUUUAAGUUUUAAAACUAUAUAUAUAUAUAUACAUACAGACAUAUAUAUUAUAAUGGCCUUUUUUGUAGGUAUUUUAGAAGCUGCUGUUCCAAAGGGACACAAUGAGGGUGGUCAGUGAGUUGGCUGACUUAAAAAAGCAAAAAAAAGAAAAAAGAGGAAGCUUUAGGUGGGGGAAAAAUAUCUCUGUUUCUUCCCAAUUCCCCUCCCUUUUCCCUUCCCCUCCUCCCCUGUUCUAAAAAUUCUCAUUUUUUCUACAAAGCUUCUUCAAGAGUGUUCAUUUUAAGUCAAAUCGCAGUUCUUAAGGCUGUUGGCAGAGAAUUCCGGGCCUGUUGGCACCAAGCGACUAAAUUGUUCACAGUGUCAGUGUGUGGUAGAAAAAGGGGGUUCAACAUUUGUUGGGCACCAUUCCCAAAUGUCAGAUUCCGGGACAGGAUGUUGGCCUGUCGAGCAGGGAAAACCAAGUUGGUUUCCU